AUGGAAGCACAAAAUCUUCUAAAGUGGCUUGCAACUUCUCAAACGACAAAGGAUAUAAACUCUGAUGACGAACUUGCUUGUGAAACAGCCUUAAGCCCCUUGCUUCCUGCUGCAACAGUUGAUAAGAUGCUAGAGAAAGUGCAUAUAGCUUUCGAGAAUGAGUCGCAGCAGGAGUGGAAUGAUAUUCUAGAUUCAAUUGAUGAUACGCUAGAGUUAGACCAACCAAAGGAAAAGCCUUCUUGUUCCAUUGAUCACAUUUGUCCUGUUGAAACUUCAUCAAGCAUCAUGAUACUCCAAGUUGAUGGUUCUAAUGAUGAUGAGUUCCCAAGUCCACAUGCUAGUUUGGCUGGAAUCUCUAAUACAGUUGAGACAAAAGGAAUAGAAAAUGGGGACCUUUGCCUUUUUCCAUGA
This is a messenger RNA of Vicia faba (fava bean), 411 nucleotides long. Lineage: Eukaryota; Viridiplantae; Streptophyta; Magnoliopsida; Fabales; Fabaceae. The record is from the annotation of a GenBank genome assembly.